Linum trigynum is the source of this 1329-nucleotide messenger RNA. The record is from the annotation of a GenBank genome assembly. Lineage: Eukaryota; Viridiplantae; Streptophyta; Magnoliopsida; Malpighiales; Linaceae.
AACCUUCUUCACAUUAUCUCAACUUCCCACUUCUUUCUACACACCAACGAUUCCUUCUGUAACAUGAGUUCCCCUGGUAGAGAAGCUGAUGACAUGGAAUGGGAAGAGGAGCGUCGACGACAUCGUCAACGUCAACAAGUGAUGAUGAUGUAUGGAGGUAUGAUGCACACAUCCGCUUGAUGUAAGAUUAUUUCAACCCAAGUCCAACUUAUGAUGCUAGGUUGUUCAGAAGGCGAUAUUGGAUGCCCCUUCCUUAUUCAACCGAAUCAUGAAAGAUGUUGUUCAACACAACUCCUACUUCAAUUGGAGCUACGAUGUUGUAGGUCAUUCCUCAUUUUCACCACAUCAGAAGCUUACUAGUUCCUUGCGAAUGCUUGCUUAUGGAUGCUCGGCUGACUUUAUAGAUGAGUAUUGUCGAAUGGCCCAGACCACCACACUAGAGUGCCUGAGGAAAUUCGGCUCCUCCAUCAUCAACAUCUACAGCCAUGAGUACUUACGAGCACCAAAUGAGGAAGAUCUUCGCCGCCUUCUUCAACACAGCAAUCGACGUGGCUUCCCGGGUAUGAUUGGCUCCAUUGACUGCAUGCACUGGGAGUGGAAAAAUUGUCCAACUGGGUGGGCGGGUCAAUAUAGUGGAUACAAGGGUAAACCAACCAUUGUCCUUAAAGCUGUGGCGUCAUACGACACAUGGAUUUGGCAUGCCUUCUUUGGAAAUCCUGGAUCACACAACGACAUAAGCACUCUUGGAGUAUCCCCACUUUUCGAUAGAGCAGUCAAUGGACAACUCCCAAAAGUUAAGUAUACAGUUAAUGGUCACACUUACGAUCAAUGUUAUUACUUAGCUGAUGGGAUUUAUCCGGAAUGGUCUACAUUUGUGAAGACUAUUACUGCCCCCAAUAACCAGAAGAAGUUGUUUUCAAAAUGCCAAGAGGCAUACUGUAAAGAUGUUGAGAGAGAGCCUUCGGCAUACUUCAAGAAAGAUGGGCCAUUGUCAAAGGAUCGAGUCGUGUGUGGGAUGUGCAGACAAUGGGAGAAAUUAUGCUAACAUGUAUUAUUCUGCACAACAUGAUAGUGGUAGACCAACGGAACAACGGGGAAGAUGCACUAGCUAUGAUGGGUCAAUACGAUACUCAUUCAGAUUUCACAGUGGAUCCACCGGAUCAUGAUAUGCCGACACUCAUGUCUUACAUGGCAAGUCAUGGCAGAAUCCGUGAUCGUCAAGGAAAUCACUCAUUGAGAGAUGAUUUGGUUGAGCAUCAGUGGGCAAAAGAAGGCGGAGGAGAGUAGGAAUAUGUUGUGUCUUAAGUUUAAUGAAUGUGCUUUAAUUUC